AUGGUAGUGGUGUCUCAGCCAGUUGAUGAAAAUUUUGCGCACAUAAGAACAUGUAAGCCCACUUCUAACAUUUUCACUGAGAUUCCAGUAGUAGAUCUCUUAGACCCUGAUGCUAAAACCAUCAUAGUUGAGGCCUGCAAAGAAUUCGGAUUCUUCAAAGUGAUCAACCAUGGAGUUCCAUUGGAGUUCAUAGCCCGAUUAGAAGAUGAAGCUAUAAAGUUUUUCAAUUCACCACAGCCCGAAAAAGAAAAGUCUGGCCCUCCAAACCCUUUUGGCUAUGGUGACAAGAAAAUUGGCCCGAAUGGUGAUGUGGGUUGGGUUGAGUAUCUUCUGUUCAGCACCAACUCUCGAAAAUUAAUUCUCCCUGGAGUUUCAGAAUCUUUCUGGUCUUUUGUGAAUGAAUACGUGUCAGCAAUGAGAAAUUUGGCAUGUGAGGUACUGGAAAAAACAGCAGAAGAAUUGCAAAUCGGGCCAAGAGACAUUUUGAGCAAGCUUUUAAGGGAUGAGAAAAGUGAUUCUUAUUUUAGGAUAAACCAUUAUCCUCCGUGCCCAGAGCUUCAAGCAUGGAGUGGUUUUGGAGAUCAUACAGACCCACAAAUAAUAUCUAUUGUAAGAUCUAACAACACAUCUGGCCUGCAAAUCUCUCUGAAAGAUGGUACAUGGGUCUCAGUCCCACCUGAUCACUCCUCCUUCUUCAUCAAUGUUGGUGAUUCAUUACAGGUACUUACCAACGGGAGAUUUAGGAGUGUUAGGCACAGAGUUCUGGCAGGCAGUUUAAAUUCUCGAAUUUCGAUGAUUUUCUUCGGAGGACCACCGUUGACUGAAAAGAUUACACCUUUAUCCUCAAUAAUGGAACAAGGAGAAGAAAGUUUGUACAAUGAGUUCACAUGGUACGACUACAAGAAAUCAGCCUACAAAACCAGAUUAAGUGAUAACAGGCUAGGGCUUUUCGAGAAAUCUUUUACCCAUAAUUAA
Messenger RNA from Fraxinus pennsylvanica, 975 nucleotides. Lineage: Eukaryota; Viridiplantae; Streptophyta; Magnoliopsida; Lamiales; Oleaceae. The record is from the annotation of a GenBank genome assembly.